Messenger RNA from Paramecium tetraurelia, 6774 nucleotides. RefSeq lists its product as uncharacterized. Gene Ontology annotation, cellular component: dynein complex. Gene Ontology annotation, biological process: microtubule-based movement. Gene Ontology annotation, molecular function: dynein light intermediate chain binding; ATP binding; dynein intermediate chain binding. Lineage: Eukaryota; Ciliophora; Oligohymenophorea; Peniculida; Parameciidae. The record is from RefSeq and is a predicted model, not a curated record. The transcript is spliced from 3 exons.
AUGGCAUAAAUUUCAUAAAAGCAAAGAGGUGUCUUCUCUGAAGUCUUAGACCCAACUUUACCCAGUGAAUACAAUGUCAAGAAUUACAAUCAGGGUCCAUCACCUGAUUUGAUCAUGACAACCAUAAAUCGAUAAACGAUUCCUAAGGCAAUCUCCUUGCAACGGUUACAAACAUCAAGCUCCAGUAGACAGCAAUUGCGAUCUGAUUUAGCAUCUCGACAAGUACCAAGGAAUCAGUUGAAGACAAGACAAAAAAACGAACAAGUUACAAGUGUAGAACCGAAAGUGAUAUUACCAUAUGAUCCCAUUCCUGGUGAAGUCCCAAGGAAGGUGGCUAUUGAUAGAAAAAGAAAGGAGUUUCGAUCUCUUGAUUUUAAUAGAUUACUUCAGGAAGCUGGAAUUGAAUUUAAAUAGAAGGAUUAAAGUGUAGAGUGGUUGAAACUUGAAUAUUUUGAUGAUACCACAUUUGAUGACAACAGUAAUGAAGAUUGGAUAAGGAGAGAAGAGGAUGAAGAAGGAAUCAAGCAUCCUCUUUUAGGUUUAGGAUUGAGAGGAGAUGAAUAUUAAUAUAUGGAAAUAUUGGAGUACAAAGAUGAUAAGUUUAUUGGCAAAUGGUUGAAAGAUGAUGUUAAAUUAGAAUUGCAUAGAUUAUACAUUUGUUUUGAUGCAGAAGAUCCACGUAAAUAUGUCAAAAGAUUGAAGAAUGCAUUUUAGUAGAGGAUAUUUGCUGAUGCUCUUGUUAGAUACAACUAUUACAUAGAUAACAUGUCCUUGUUUGAUCUCAGUGAAUUAGACAAUGAAUAAAAGAAAAGAAUUGAACAGAAUGCAAAGACCAAGAAACUAGAAGCUAUGGAAACUACUUAAUUGCUUCUUGAAGUUAAUAUGGAUUUCCAGAGAACUAUGAAUAAGAUCAUAUUUGAUAAAUACUUAGAUGAUGAGUAACAAGAUGAAAAUUAUCCAAAAUUGAGAUUGCCUGCAAAAGAGAGAAAGAGAGAUGUUCGUUAUUAUGGCUGGAUGGAACUUGAAGCAUCCAAAGGAGUCAUGGAAAAAUGGAUGUUUAAAUAUGAUGAACCAUUCAUUAGAAAACCUUUGACUUUUGACGAAUUAAAUAAGAAUUUUGGAUUUUCCACUUUAUAUGUGAGUUAAGAGGUUGUCAAGGCUUUAUAAGAUAUCAGACAUGAAUGCAAUUAAGUUUUAAAAGAGAGUUUGUUUGAUUUCUCUAAAAGAGAAGGUGCAUUACAUUUAGAUGAAUUCAAACACAUGUAAGAAAAUGCAACCACAUCAUUGAUGUAUCAAUUAAAAGGUACCUGGGUGCCUACUAUGAUCAAAAUUAUAAAAGAUAGGUUCGCUGAAAUUGGAAAGGGAUGGUUCAACAUGAAAGAAACAUCAAAAAUCACCUAUGACUUUGGUAAAUUGAAGCGUAUGUUAACAGUUAUUAGAUUGAUGAUGCAAGACACAAUUACAACACUUAUGAAAUCUAAUUUCGAUAGAUAUUAAAAGACAAUUUAAAGCAAUAUACCUGUAAAUGUAGAUAUAAAAAACACAGAUUGGGUGUUGAAUAAAUAUGAUGAUGGAUUUCUGGCAGACAAUAGAGUUUAAGUUUUUAGUCAUGAUAGAAAACUACCCUUAUUUUAAAUAGAACUAUUAGCGAAAGAUGAUUUCUUCUAAUACACCACUAAUCCAACUUUAUAUGUCUUAAUAUCGUUGCAAGCCAUGAAGAAAGCUGUUGAUGAAAUGGCUAAGAUUCCAGAUUUAGAGCCAAGAAUCUUGUCUGAUUUACAUAAAUCUCAGAAAUUAGAAACAUUCAUUAAGGCUCCAAUGAUGCCAAUCUAAGAACCUGUGGAACCAGAUCCUAACGAAAGACCCAGGAAAUUUGCAGAUGAAAAUAAAUGGGUUUGGGAUACGUACUAUUGUAUCAAAGCAUCAAUUGAAGAUGCCUUAUAACCAUUGGAGUAAUACAAGACUGUUUUUAAUAAAUACAUCCCAGUCUUAAAAUUGAGACCAGAUGAUGUGGCUAGAGACAUUGAACUAGAAGAUCCUCCAAGAGAAUUUGAAUCAAUUCGUGAUGAAAUCAUUAAAGCUACUUAGAAGGAAAAAUAAUUAAAUGAAGAAAUUUUGGAUUCUAUUCAUGUAGGUAUGUUCGAAAUACAUUUGAAUGAAGCUAAAGGAAUAUUGAUAGAAAGAUACUAAGGUCUUUAGAAAAAUCUAAUUGAUCUUAUUGCUAGAAGAGCUAGAAAUACAAGUAUCAGAAUAUUUUAAGAAUUUGGAGAUAUCAAGAAGACAAUUCUUGAAGAACCAGAUACAAUAGAAAAGUUGACAAUAUUAAAGGAAUAUAUAGGAAAUUUACCACAGGAGUUGGAGAAGAUGAAAAUAAAAAUGAAUUAAUUAUUUGAUGUGUUCAAAAUGUUGGAGGAAUUCAAUUACAGAUUUCCUUUGGACGAUUUCCAAAGAAGAUGGAAGAUUUUUGGAAGUCCAAAGGAAAUAAAGGAGAUGGUUGAGGUGAGAAAUGGAUAAUUGGAGAAAUUGAAAGUGAAAUUCUCAGAUGAUGCAAAAGUUCAACAAGAAGAUUUUAGAGAGUAGAUUGAAAAUUUGGAGAGAACUAUUCAAGAAUUUCAUAAACAUCAAGAUGUGAGCAAGAAUAAGGAUAUGGCUGAAGUGGUUGAAUAUGUGAUGAAAUAAAUCAGUGAAUUUCAAGAAUAAGCUAGCAAAUUCAAUAUGCAAGAGGCAUUAUUUGAUAAACCACAAACUGAUUAUUCAAAAUUGAACUCUAUGUCUAGGGAAUUCAAACCCUAUUAUGAUUUAUGGUCAAGUACUUAUAAAUUUAAGAGCGGCAUCAAAUUAUGGUUGAAUGAUGAUUUCAUGAAUGUUGAUGCUGAUGAGUGUGAAAGGAUUGUUGAAGAGGGUGUCAAAAAUAUCUAGACUGCUAUGAGAACAAUUCAAGUAACAGGUAUACAGAAGAUUGCUGAGGCAGUAAAAGCAGAGAUUGAUGAAUUUAGACCAAAAGUGCCUUUAUUGUCAGCUCUUAGGAAAAAAGGUAUGACUGUUAGACAUUGGACUUAGGUGUCUUAAUUGAAAGGUUUAGAUCAUGUCAUCAAUCCAGAUGAGUAGGGAUUCAAUUUUUAGACAAUUUUGAAUGGUGGGUUCAUGGAUGUGAUUGACAAGGUUGUUAAUAUUGGAGAAACUGCUAGUAAAGAGUACUAAAUAGAAAUGAUGCUUGAUAAUAUGCUUAAUGCUUGGGAGAAUAUUAAAUUUUAAUGUGUUUAAUACAAAAACACAUUUAUUCUUAAAGGGUUUGAUGAAAUUCAGAUUGUCUUGGAUGAACACAUUAUUAAUACAUCAGCAAUGGUAUUCUCUCCAUUUAAGAAAUUUUUCGAAGAAAGAAUCAGUGAAUGGGAUAAGUCAUUGAGAAAGAUUCAAGAUAUAUUAGAAGAAUGGGCUAAAUUUUAGUAGUAAUGGAUGUAUUUGCAACCCAUUUUUGAUUCUCAAGAUAUUGCUAAGUAAUUGCCUGCAGAAACCAAGAAAUUUAAAACAGUUGAUCAAACCUGGAGAACUACAGUGACACAGGCCAAGGCAAAGGAGAAAGUAUUGGAUGUUUGCAUUGAGGAUGGGUUAUGGGAAAGAUUGCAUGAAGCCAAUAAGACAUUGGAAAUGGUCCAAAAAGAAUUGAACAAUUAUUUGGAAAAGAAAAGAGAGAAGUUUGCAAGAUUUUACUUUUUAUCUAAUGACGAAUUGCUAGAAAUUUUAUCCUAAACUAAAGAACCAACAGCAGUCUAACCUCAUCUUAAGAAAGUGUUUGAGAAUAUCAACUCAAUAGAAUUUGAUAAGGAUAAGAAAAUCCAUGCUAUGUUUUCAGCUGAAAAGGAGAAAGUACCUUUUGCCAAAAUAGUGGAUCCAAACAAAAAGAAUGUUGAAGAAUGGAUGAAUGAAGUUGAAAAUAUGAUGAGGUUAUCAGUUAGAUAAGCAUUAAUGGUUAGUAUUGAAAAUUAUACACAAGUAAAAAGAGAAGAAUGGGUUUUGAAACACCCAGGUUAAUGUGUGUUGAAUGGAUCGUAAGUGCAUUGGACAAAAGAAGUAGAAGCAGCUAUUGAUUAAUAGAAUCUUAAAGGAUAUUUCAAAAGAUUAGAAGAUCAACUAGGUUCAUUAGUUGAUUUGGUUAGAACUAAAUUAUCAAAACAAGCAAUGGUUACAAUCAAUGCUUUGAUUGUUAUUGAUGUGCAUGCCAAAGAUGUCGUAUAGAAGAUGGUGGAGAGUGAAGUGUAUGACAAAUUUGCCUUUGAAUGGAUAUCGCAAUUAAGAUAUUAUUGGGAAAAUCAAUUGGUAGAUUUUGAUUGCUGGGUCAAAUGUGUAUAAACUAAUUUCCCAUAUGGUUAUGAAUAUCUAGGAAAUACACUCAGAUUGGUUAUUACACCUUUGACUGAUAAAUGUUAUAUGACAUUGAUGGGUGCGUUAAGAUUAAAUUUGGGAGGAGCUCCAGCAGGACCAGCUGGUACUGGUAAAACUGAAUCAACUAAGGAUUUGGCAAAGGCAUUGGCAAAAUAAUGUGUGGUGUUCAAUUGUUCAGACUCUAUGGAUUUUAUUAUGGUUGGCAAGUUCUUUAAGGGAUUAGCAUCUGCUGGUGCUUGGGCUUGUUUUGAUGAGUUCAAUCGUAUCAAUAUUGAGGUGUUAUCAGUUAUUGCAUAGUAAUUGCUAGUGCUAUUUGGAGAAAAAGCAAAGGGAACUCCUUAAGUAGAAUUUGAAGGUUCAUUCAUUAAAAUCUUACCUACUUUUUCAGUGUUUAUUACAAUGAAUCCUGGUUAUGCUGGAAGAACAGAAUUACCUGAUAAUUUGAAGGCACUCUUUAGACCAGUGGCUAUGAUGGUUCCAGAUUAUGCUAUGAUUGGUGAAAUUAUGCUCUAUUCAUUUGGUUUUAAAUUAGGUAGAGAUCUAUCAAAAAAGAUGGUUACUACAUUCAAAUUGAGUUCAGAAUAAUUGUCAUCCCAAGAUCACUACGAUUAUGGUAUGAGGGCAGUAAGAUCUGUGAUUAAUGCAGCAGGUCUAUUAAAAGUGUAAUUCCCAGAUAUGAAUGAAGAAUAAUUAUUAUUAAGAGCACUUAGAGAUGUAAAUGUACCUAAAUUUUUGAAAGACGAUUUACCAUUAUUUGAAAACAUCAUCUCAGAUUUAUUCCCUGGGUUAGAGAGACCACAAUAUGAUUAUGGUAAGUUGAUUCCAGAAUUAUCAUUGUAAUGCGAGAAGUACGUGUUCAAGGAAUAGCCUUAUCCUGUUUAACCUGUACAACCAUUCAUUGAUAAGGUACUACAACUCUAUGAUACAAUAUAAGUCAGACAUGGAUUGAUGUUGGUGGGUCCAACAGGAGGUGGCAAAACAACUAAUUACUAGAUCCUCUCAAAAUCAAUGACAAAGUUAGGAGAAGCCAAUGGUUUUUAUAAAGUACACACCCACAUAUUGAAUCCUAAAUCAAUCACUAUGGGUUAGUUAUAUGGUCAAUUCAAUGAAUAAACUCAUGAAUGGACUGAUGGAGUUUUGGCCUAUAUGGUGAGAGAAGCAGUUAAAGACACAAGCUCAGACAGACAUUGGAUAAUGUUUGACGGACCUGUCGAUGCUUUGUGGAUAGAAUCCAUGAAUACUGUAUUGGAUGACAACAAGAAGCUAUGUUUAAAUAGUGGUUAAAUCUUGACAUUGACUCAAUACAUGACCAUGAUGUUUGAAGUCGAAGAUUUGGCUGUUGCUUCACCAGCCACUGUCUCAAGAUGUGGUAUGGUUUACAUGGAGCCUAGAGCCAUGGGUAUACAACCAUUAAUUGAUUCCUAUGUUUAAAGAAAAAAGGAUGUGUUGAAUAAUUUGACUAAGUGGUUCCAAUAAUAUGUGGAUGAGGCACUGGAAUUUACAUACAAGCAUUGUAAAGAAGUUAUUCCUACAAUGAGAAACAAUUUAGUUUAAUCAUAAUAGAGAAUCAUUGACAGUUUAAUUUCUCCAUAUGUUGAAACUGAAAUUAAGAAAGUCUCAGUUGAUGAACUUGAUCAAUUGAAUCAGAAUAUUGAAUACUACUUCCAUUAUUCAUUAGUUUGGAGCAUUAUGGUAACAGGAGAUUUCUAAAGUAGAUAAAAAUGUGAUAAGUUCCAUAGAUAAUAGAUGUAAAAAUAUAGAGCCAAUUUUGAAUAUCCAAAAGAGGGCUUGAUUUAUGAUUACUAACUAAAUUUAUCACCUUGGAGUGAUGCAUAUUAAUCAUUUGAAAUUGAUUAGAAAUUAUAAUUCCAUGAAAUUGUGAUUCCUACUACUGAUUCCACUCGUAAUAUGUAUUUGAUGAAAUUGUUACUUACAAAUAAUUUCCAUGUUUGUUGCCCAGGACCAACAGGUACAGGUAAAUCAUAGAAUUCAUAUCAAUUAUUGAUUAUGGGUAUGCCUGAAGAUUUUCAAUAUGUUCCCUUAACUUUUAGUGCUUAGACAUCCGCAAAUCAAACACAAGAUACAAUUGACUCUUGGAUUGACAAAAGAAGAAAAGGAGUUAGAGGGCCUCCAGUUGGAAAGAGAUAAGUUAUUUUCGUAGAUGAUCUAAACAUGCCCAAGAAAGAAGAGUAUGGUGCUUAGCCACCAAUAGAAUUGAUCAGAUAAAUAUUAGAUCAUUAGGGUUGGUAUAAUAGAUAAGAUCUGUAAUUUGUGAAAUUAGAAGGUUUGCUCAUCCUGUCUGCUAUGGGACCAUCCUGGUGGUGGUAGAAGUAAUAUUACAGGCAGAGCUGUUCGACACUUCAAUGUCUUAGCAUAUACAGAAUUGGAUGA